Molecule: messenger RNA, 3329 nt
Organism: Oryzias latipes (Japanese medaka)
Lineage: Eukaryota; Metazoa; Chordata; Actinopteri; Beloniformes; Adrianichthyidae
Source: RefSeq, a predicted model, not a curated record
CGUUCACGGCGCCUCCUACAUGACAGUGCUCUAACGCGGCACACAAACAUGGCAGCUGGAGUCAGGGUGCGGACGUGGAGCUGUCCGGGCACAGGAGUUUUUCGUUCCUGGUUGGUUUAUUCUUUAAUUUUUGCAAGUCGUCUAGAUGAAGCCGUGGCAGCGCCAGAGACGGGAAUUUGGACACGAACAGUCGUUAAUACCUCAAGGCCGCUGCACUUGAGAAAAUCCAUGUUUAAAGGCACGGAUAUUGAAUUGAAAGUUGUGUCUUUCGCUUGUCCUGAGGAAGUGAGCGUCACCAUCCACUGGCUCCUAAAAUAUUACCCCUGCCACAAUGAAUUCAACAAUCUAGAAGAAAUGUACGACAAGACGCCUCUGAGCCACGGGGAGAGCCUGGACCCGAAUCCCCUCGGGCAGGGAGAGUACAUCGAACACAGAUACAGCCCUAUGAAGUGCAAGAAUGGACCGAGCUCAUUCCAAAUGCUUAAAAAAGCCAAGGCAAACCCUCGUCUUGUCAGUCCACCUGACCCGCAUUGGAUGCAGGAUGAAAACUACACUAAAUGGCUCACAGAAGAGUACGACAGCAGCUCCUCGAAGGACGGAGCAAUGAAGAUUAGAGAUGGGGUCAUAGCCACCACAUGGAGGGAUGGACCUUACCUGCUGGUUGUUAAGGUUUUAUCCACCAAAGAGGCCAACUGGAAUUUAAAAUUUAACGUGGUGAUGAAAGGCAGCCAUGGCUUUAUUUCUGUCACUGAAUGGCCACUAAUGAUUUUCUACAUGGUCAUGUGUGUCGUGUACAUCCUCUACGCCCUGCUGUGGUUCAUUUGGGCGGCCUGUUACUGGAAGGAUCUGCUGAGGAUCCAGUUCUGGAUAGCAGGGGUCAUCUUCCUGGGGAUGGUGGAGAUGGCGGUCUUCUGCGCCGAAUAUGAAAACACCAACGUUGUUGGCUCGGCCUCUCCGGGUUUGUUGAUCUUUGCCGAGCUGGUCUCAGCCCUGAAGAGGACUCUGGCUCGCUUGCUGGUCAUAAUUGUCAGUCUGGGCUAUGGGAUUAUAAAGCCUCGACUGGGGACCGUGAUGCACAGAGUUGUGGGGCUUGGAGUCCUUUACUUUGGAUUUGCCUGUGUUGAAGGUGUCCUGAGGAUUACUGGGGGUCGGGACAACGGCCCCGCUCUCAUGACAGCGAUUGUUCUGGCCGUGUUUGAGUCGUGCGCCUUGUGGUUCAUCUUUGUCAGUCUGGCACAAACCAUCAAGACUCUGAAGUUGAGGAGAAACCCUGUGAAACUGUCUCUCUACAGGCACUUCACUAAUACUUUAAUAUUUGCUGUUCUUGCUUCGAUCAUUUUCAUGGGUUGGGAUGCUAAAAGGUUUCAGUUGGCCAGCUGUCAGUCCGACUGGACUGAGCUGUGGGUGGAGGAUGCCUUCUGGAGAUUUUUGUUCUCCGUCAUCCUGCUCGUCAUCAUGUUCCUAUGGCGACCGUCUGCAAACAACCAAAGGUACGCUUUCACGCCUCUCAUGGAUGACUCUGAUGACGAGGAGAUUGAAGAAUUCGUCGCUUCUGCAAAUCUUGCUGAUGGAAUAAAGUUGAGAGCAGCUAAAAACGAGAUAAACGGUUCAGCUAAAUCAGCGGACACAAACCAGGAUGAAGACCUGAAAUGGGUGGAGGAUAACAUUCCUAGUUCCCUCAGUGAUGUAGCUCUGCCCGUCCUGCUCGACUCCGAUGAGGAAAUCAUGACGACCAAGUACGAGAUGUCGAAGCUGGAAUGAAGUGAAACCGUUUCCAAACAACUGCUGAAGUGGAAGGAAGAACACGGCGCCUUCCCGUAAAACAGGAGAAAGGGCUUCCUCCCGAGACGUCCAGACAGGUGGAGGGGAAGGUCACCUUUGGGGUGUCCUCCUGCGCUGGGGAUGCUGCGCAGGCCGGUUCAGGCAGCACUUUGUGAGGGGACCUGCACACCAUUUCAGUCAUUUUUCCAAAGAAUUUAUUCGUUCAUGUCAAAGCGGGUCUUCAUUUCUCUUUUUACGUGUCUUUUGAGGGAAGGCAAGUUUAGGUGCACAGAUGUUCCUCUGUCAAACGUUCCUCCUUAUUGUUGGAUUGCGAUUAGGAAGCAAUACAUUUUAGUCCUUUCUUUAAUACUGAAAAAUAAAAAGUCAGUUUACUGUAAACAAAAAAAAAAAAGUGAAAGAGUCCAACUUACUUUGGGGAUCUUUCUUUGAAGAUAUCCAGAAGUUCUGGCAGAAACGGCUGAUUUUGUUCUGAGCCUCUUGCAGUGUUGGAUGCUGGGAUAUUCCUGGUGGAUCCUUUGGGGCUUGUGGGUUUUUCGGGUGGAGUCUUUGAGUUGGACACGACAUCUGGGGAGUUUCAAAGCCGUCCUUCCCGGGCACGCUGCUCUCCUCUCCUCUGCUGUGGUUGCAGCUGCAGUCCAGUGUUUUUCAGUUGUUGGAGAUGAGAAGGUCCAGAUUUUUGCUUUUUUUCUUCUUUUUGGAACUCGACAUUGAAAGAAAUGAGCUCUCAUUAACCUGUCUGGGGUUUUAAUCGCUGUAUUAAAGAGGAAAAAGCUGUACUGCUUCUGAAUGGGACUUUCUGAAAGUCUCUUUCUCCCACCAUUACAAUCUGAGAUCACUGCAAACCCGAGCUCGUCUUCUCAUCUGCACUUUAAAGGCGUCUUAUGCGGCGUCCACAUCUUUCUCCGUUCAAGCAUGUUUUUGACAUCUCAAACUAAAACGACUUGACCUUUUUGAGCUUAUGAGUUGUAUUGCUUGUGUUUAAUUUUGGAUUUGCCUUCAUUUUUCUGACAGGACGGUACGAUUUUGGGCAGAAGCAGAUUCUGUUUUUCAAAAUAAAAGUAUGUGCUAAUCACUGUUAAGUAUUUUCUUUAUUUAUUUUUGUCUUAAGUGUACUUAAUUGAGUAAGUAAGUAAAUAAAUGGAUGUUAAUUCAUGUUUUUUUUUGGUAUGCUUGAGGUUUUUAUUGUUUUGAAUUCGUAUUUUGCACAUACAUUGCUAAAUGUCGGCUUUUCUUUUUCUGUGUGUUUACUAAAUAAAUGAUGGUAUUGGAUUCUCAGAAAGCUUUUAUUUAUUUAUUUUACUUUAAGUUUUAUUUUUGUGAGUUUGGAGUAAGUAAAUGUAAAAUUUAAACCCUCCUUUACAUUUUUUUUCACAUCCUGAAGCCCUUUAAGUGUUAAGAGUGUUUUUCUAAUGUGGUUUUCGUUGGAAACCUGCUUAUAUUUGUGCUUUUAAGGGCAGGCUGACACUGCAUGACCGGAUGGAUUUUGGCUGAUUUAGUUUUCUUUUUACUAAUUCCACAGGUGUUUGGAUAAAUUGUGAUAAAAGCUG